Prorocentrum cordatum is the source of this 1145-nucleotide messenger RNA. NCBI's taxonomy places the organism in Eukaryota, Dinophyceae, Prorocentrales, Prorocentraceae. The record is from the annotation of a GenBank genome assembly.
AGGGCUCCGUGUCCACGAACCUCUACAUGUACCGAGCUGGGGGUGAGGCUGACUACGAUCUCGAGAACGUCAACGCCGCAGACCUGGAAGGGGUCCUGUGGUACCUGCACAACGAGGUGGUUGCCUCCGCCCCCCGCAAGUACGGCAUCGACCGCAUCAGGCGCUACCAGGUCACCAUCAAGAACACGCAGGAGUUCUGGAACGUCCACAAGAAGCAGUUCGGGCCAUUCCUCGCCUUCGACGCAGCGCGGUGCACGACGGUGGACGGCAUGGGGGCCUCCACCUGCGAAAGCGUGUUCCAGAAGUACGGCUUCAUCGUCGGGUGCCAGCCAGUGCAGUCCGCUGGCGCCGCGGAUCAAGCACCCCUAGGCUACCUGCACGACAGCCCCUCCAACACUGGGUGCGCACCAGGCACCCAGGAUUGCUACGCCCCGCUGUGGUACUCGCUCCCGGGUCCCUGCCCGGAGUUCGGCAUCCCCCAGGACGCCAUCGACGCGAACGACGCCGACCAGGACGUGGCGCAGUACAAGUCUGCGGAGUGCAAAUGGCGCAUGCCAGGCGGCCGUUGCGAGAAGGCCAAUGGGGCCCCUGACUGCACGUACAGCGUUUGGCCGGCGGGCGAGAUCAUGCUGGACGACCUCUCAGGAAUCGACGACUACCAGGACUGGUGGAACGUCUCCUACUACCGGUGCAUCGACGAGGGUGGGACCGACUGCGCUCAGAACAAGGAGUACGAUGUGUUGCUCGACGCCGGCGUCGGCACCAGCUUCUGGGACAACCGCGGCGACAGGGACGCAUGCAAGGCGGCAGCCAAGCUUGGGGCUGCGGCAACCGAGGCAGCCCGCCAGCGGGCCACAGAGCAGAAGGUGGCCAGCGCACCUGCUGCGCCUGCUGCUGGUGACGGGGCUGCUGGUCAGUUCGCAGAGUGGUCGAUGCCCGCCAGAUACGGAGGCAGCGUCGACCAGGAGGCCCGACGCCCAGCUGGGACAGACCCCGCGGCCACAGAAGUGCAGAGCCUGGCCCUUCACACAAGACGCUCGCCUGUCGCUGCAGGCGUGGCAGCCAUCGGCCUCGAGCAGUGCCUGCCCCACCUGGAGCCCCUGGCGCUGCAGCAGGGUUCGUUGGAUGGUGACCUCCGCGUCUGA